Drosophila mojavensis is the source of this 2509-nucleotide messenger RNA. It is a transcript of the gene Kif19A, whose product is annotated as kinesin-like protein KIF19. Gene Ontology annotation, biological process: microtubule-based movement. Gene Ontology annotation, molecular function: microtubule binding; microtubule motor activity; ATP binding. The record is from RefSeq and is a predicted model, not a curated record. Bases 84 to 2306 code for a protein of 740 amino acids. Lineage: Eukaryota; Metazoa; Arthropoda; Insecta; Diptera; Drosophilidae. The transcript has 5 exons.
AGCAGUUGUUGUUGCCUUGUUUCAGGUUAUCAGCAUUCCAAAGGCACGUGGCCCACUUGUGAAGGACAGUCAACUGAUCAAAGAUGGCGGCUAGCGCUGGUGCCAGCAGCUGGUCGGGCAGCAGCGGGGGCAGCACAUCCUCCCAAGGACGCCAGCUGGCGACCGCCCAGCCCGCCCAGGAAGAGCGUUUAGUGGUGGCGGUGCGCGUACGUCCCAGCCUGGAGGCCACGGAGCGCUGCAUCGAGGUCAUCUCCAGCGGCUCUCUGCUCUAUGACGACGGCGGCAAGAGCCGGCCACGCAAAUACUCAUACGACCACGUUUUCAAGGAGAACGACACACAGGAGCAGGUCUACAAAACCACCACAGCACCACUGGUCAAGGACGUCCUGAAUGGCUAUAAUGCGGCCGUGUUUGCCUAUGGCGCCACGGGCUCCGGCAAAACACACACAAUGCUCGGUCCUGUGCCCCGGAAGAAGCCCUCCACGGCGGAUCGGGGGCCAACCGCAGUCGUUGGCUACGAGGCGGACGUUAGCAGUCAGGACAUUGGCCUAAUGGUGCGCGCCAUUGAGGAUAUUUUUGGUCACAUCGAGACGGCUGGGCCGGAGAGUUCCACCAAGGUAUCCAUAUCGUAUCUGGAAAUCUACAACGAGCUCAUACGGGACUUGCUCAAUCCUGGCGGGCCGCUGGAACUAAGGGAAGAUCACAGGGGUCAGCGCAUCACAGUGGCUGGCCUUUCCGAAAUAACUACGUCUAGCCGCAAGGAGGUCGUCAGCCUGCUCAUCAAGGGCAACAAGUCGAGAACAAUGGAGCCAACUGCGGCCAAUCAGACCUCGUCGCGCAGCCACGCCCUCCUAAGUAUUACGGUGCAGACGCGCACGUCCCUGGGCACCAAGCAGGGCAGGCUCUUCCUCACUGAUCUGGCCGGCUCGGAGCGGGCCAAGAAGACUAAGAAUCGAGGCAAGCGCUUGCAGGAGGGCGCCCACAUCAAUCGCAGUCUACUGGCCCUGGGCAACUGCAUCAAUGCACUGUCUGGCGGUGCUCGCUACGUGAACUACCGCGACUCAAAGCUCACCCGUCUGCUCAAAGAGGCGCUCAGUGGUCGCUGCAAGACGGUUAUGAUAGCCCAUGUGGCGCCUGAGAGCAAGCAUCGGGAUGAGACCAAGAACACGCUGGUGUACGCGGACCGCGCAAAUAGCAUCACCACCAAGCUGCAGAGCUCCGUCUACAUCGAUGAGUUCAAGAAUUUCCCCACCAAACACUAUCAGAGCCUCGUCUCGGAGCUGCGAGACGAGGUCACCCGCCUGCGCACCAAAAUGCUAACGGAUCGCCCGCGCAGCGGUGCUGCCGCCGCUGCCGCUUCAAUCGCAGCGCAGCAGCCGCCCAGCGAGGAGCACAACGAGCAGCGCAAGGCGGAGCUGCGGUAUCUGCGCGAACAGAUUGUGCUGACCUUCAAGCAGCAGAUGAAGCUGCGUCGCAAACUGCUCGAGGCCGAGAGCCAUCUGCUGGGCCUGGAGCUGGAUGCCGAGCGACAGCACAUGAUCAUAUCACAUUGGCAGGGACGCAUCGGCAAACUGUACGACGCGCCUGGAGAAGAUGACAUUGAGUCAGAGGGUUCCGUGGCUUUGAAGAAUGCGUGGGGUGAAUUGGCGGCUAUUGAGAAGGAGACGCGACGGUAUAAGGAAAUUCGUGAGCACACAGAACACGAGUUGGAGCAAUGUCGCCAGAAGGGCGUCAAACUAGAGGAUGAGCUUCCGGAGCGCAUUUCAAGCGAUGAGGAGCGCGAGCUGCUCGCCCUGCUCUGCCGUGUGCAUGAACUGGAGGCGGACAAGGUCUCCUUGCAAGCGGAGCGGCUGGCGCGCCAGGCGGAGCUGCGGCGUCGGGAUCUGCAGCUGCUGCGCGCCGAACGGCAGAGGCGACUGUGCGAGGACAUCAUUAGCUCGCAGCGCCGACUCAUCGAGGAGGGCAACGUGGAGCUGCCGGAUGAGCUGCGCGAACUCUACGGUCUCUACCAGCAGGAGAUACACGCGGGAGUUGUCACGCCCAGCACGAGCAGCUACGACAAGAAGCUGCCGCCCAUAUACACAGCUGGCUCCGAUUCCCCGGGCUCUAGUUCUAGCUCCGAAUGGUCACCCGCCUCGCCUUUGCCGGCCAUUGAAGGUCAGGCCGAGCACAUUAUCGUGGCGGAUGGUCCCGAUCGUCUGAUGGGUCCGCCAGUGAAUUCCCGUCUGCCCCGUCUGACCACUGCUGCGCCCGGGGUCGGCAUGCGUCGCCCCUCGCUGCGUCUGGGCAAACAGACGCAGCCUUAGAGGCAACUGCGCCGGCUCUGUCCGAACUGCUCAGGUCUAGCUGUAAAGGUUUAGCUAUUGAUGGAACGAGCAUUACUACUAUUUAGAGAAACUAGAAAACUUAGCAAUAUGCUUAAUAUACGAAUUAACUUUAGCAAUUAUUCUUAAUUAUGUUUGCUUAAGGUCGCAGUAAAUAUCUUAAAUAAAUGCCUUAUCUGAUAGAA